AUGAUCUCUCCUGCUUAUACACAUUCAACAUUUAUCUGCUCUAAGGAGCUACGUUGCAUCUUCAUGUUAUCUUUGUUUCUCACACUAAAUGAUUUAUCUCACUGUUGGUUCCCGGAUAAGUGUCUUCUGCCUCAGGCUGUAAGGAUGCUGCUGUUUGUUCUGCUCGCCCUCGGUCACGCCACCCAGGGUUUACCUAAUGUUGAUGACGUCACCAUUCCACCUUGGGUGACCACUACAACUGAGGCAUCUAGAUCAUUGGGACCUGUAGACUUGGACGUACAACUACCUCGAUCCAUUAAGCCGCUCCAUUAUGUGGUCAAACUUCAACCCUUCAUCAAUGGCAACUUCAGCAUCGUCGGCUACAUGGAGGUGGAGAUGGAGGUUCUGGAACCCACUUCAACAUCACUCUCCACAUAUCGGAUAUCAUCACUAAAAACGACACCGUAA
Molecule: messenger RNA, 447 nt
Organism: Penaeus vannamei (Pacific white shrimp)
Lineage: Eukaryota; Metazoa; Arthropoda; Malacostraca; Decapoda; Penaeidae
Source: RefSeq, a predicted model, not a curated record